Messenger RNA from Laccaria bicolor S238N-H82, 2595 nucleotides. RefSeq lists its product as uncharacterized. Gene Ontology annotation, molecular function: metal ion transmembrane transporter activity. The transcript is spliced from 16 exons. The coding region runs from base 1 to 2595 and encodes 864 amino acids. Lineage: Eukaryota; Fungi; Basidiomycota; Agaricomycetes; Agaricales; Hydnangiaceae. Gene Ontology annotation, cellular component: membrane. The record is from RefSeq and is a predicted model, not a curated record. Gene Ontology annotation, biological process: metal ion transport; transmembrane transport.
AUGUUAUAUGUUAAUAUCUUGAUUUACGUUCUCUCUUUCUUGGAGGUUCAAACCAUUCACUUAGCGCGACGCUUGCGCUCAUACUGUGGACUCAUUCAUCAUCUGGCCGAAGGCACAAGGGCGACAGUGUCCAAAGACAGAUGCAAAGCGACGCCAACGAACCCAGGAUACGCUCUUUCCAUUCGACUGCCCACGGAUAUUUCACCCGUUCUCGCCUCCGUCUUUCUGAUCUCAACACUGCAAAACCGUAAAACUGGAUCUCUUGACCUAUACGUCCCCGAUGUUAAACGCGGUCCCUCAAUUAUCGGUUCCCGCAAGCCUAUUACCUCCCACUUAGCUCCGCGACAUCAACUGACUUAUCCCGCCAAAGCCUGGUCGAUCUCAUCGCCCCCAGCACAAGAAACCUCCCCUGUGUCACUCAUGUCGGACGGCGGGAGUACUUGUUACAAGCAACCCCAUCCUGAACCCGCAGAUGUACCUCCGCAUGGUGCUGCCAAAAAAUGGAUCAAUACAUGGCGUCCAUCAGUGGUACGAUCUUUUCAACUUGCUCUCUCAAGGGCGGACAUACUCGACGAAACUCUGGGGAUAGAAAUUAUUGUCUACUCGAUUGCCCUGGUUUUGUGCAAGAUUGGUGACAUAUUCAUCACUCUUCUGCUUGGUUUCUUCGUCUACUUUAGCAUCCGGAAGCUUGUCAACAAUCGCGCGGCUCGGCCUCACCUAUCUCCAGCGCUGCAUGACUUUUCCUCUGUCCUGUCACUGGCAUACAGCCUCACAAUCGAUGCGGAGAUGGCUGGAGAGCGGGUUGCACCGUCGAUCUUGGCAGCUUGUCCACCGCUAUUGCAGACAGGCUCAGGCAAGACUCCUUUUCCAACGGAUCGCUCUAUCUCGGUGUCGAAUAUCGGACAAGUUCAAACCAAAACGAAGCCAAAACGAAUCAAGCUUCAGAUGGAGAUGCAUGUUCCUGAGGGCAAGUCAUUCCCGACGCUCGUAAAUAGAGAUAUCAGCAAAACUUUGGACUAUCCUGACUCAAAGUUAGCCACCCCGGAUGUCGAUUCAACCUCGCGGCCGCUCCUCCCGCCAGAGUACACAUCACCCUCCAGCUCACCUUCAACGAUUGAAAAUGAGGAGUACUUGAGUUCUAAAAAUAGAUUGCGAGAUAGGAGGGGAGGCACCGGUAAUAAUGAGGAGCGUUUCCAAUCAAUCAGCGUCGACAAGUCUCAUCGACCGCUUGGCGAAAUUUAUGUCGCCCAAUACGCCUGUUGUUUCGAGAUCAUGGGCGUCAACGUUGCUUGGACCUUAACCACGACUAUUCCACCCACUCCGCUCAUAUUGGACCCCUCUCUGAAUCCUUCUCUUCCUUCCGUCUUUGACGACGUGGGUGAGGAUGGUUUUUUCAAAGAUGCAGGUGUGGUAAUUGCGGGGGAAUCAAACAAAAGUGAAAUCUGGGAACGUAUCAUUCAUUCAACGUACCAAGAUCAAGACGACCUUCGGAUUAGGGCUCUGUUUAUCGAAAACAUGUCUGGACCUAUACUCCAAAUGCUGGGGACACGGUACAACAUCGAGCCCUUCUUCUUUUCAUCAUCUUUAAAUUGGAUACCAUCACGAUUCCAAGAGGAAAUUCGCGAAGGCGAAGGCGAUCAUAUAACCGUAACCUUGACCUUUCUACGAUCCAUCACUGCUGGAACCGCUGUUAGUCUGGAUGCUUAUGCCUCAUCAGAGACAUUGAGGGAAAGACCUUCUGUUGCUACACAGUUGCUUGAUACACAAGCACCUCUCGAUCUACGGUCAGGACAAAGCGUAUACUGGCAGAAUAUAUUCCGUAAAUACGAGGACCCAACAUUUGUGCUCCUCGUCUUCAUCUGGCACGCCAUCUAUGCUUGGGAUGAAUCGCUUGAGAAUCUGUACAGUCACAUCUGCGACCUGGAAUCACGAGUGAUGAACACCUCAGAAAUGGACCUCACACAAGAACUACACAUUAUUCGCGCACACCACCUUCACUACUCAUCCCUGCUCGACAAUUUCAGAAAGACGGUCGAGUUCAUCCGGGACACCCUCAAUCCGGCUCUGGAGAGCCUUUCGGAAGAAGAUCGGGCUGAGAGCAAAGAGGUUAUGAAGCGGGAGACACAUACCUUGCUAAGUGAGAUUGAACGCUUGAACAAAACGAGGGAUAUGCAGGACAAGCGUUUGAAAAACGUGAUGAACCUCGUAUUCAGCAGUGUCAACAUUGAUGACAGCAAACGUAUGCAGAGGAUGACAGAGGCUUCCGUUAGGGACAGCGCUGCCAUGAAACAAAUCGCAUACCUCACCAUGAUCUUCCUACCAGCCUCGUUCGUCGCAAACAUCUUCAGCAUGAACGUUCACCAGAUAGCUCCAGGCACGACAGCCACCCUCCCGCAGUUCAUAGAAGGCGCCAUCCCCCUCACCCUCGCCACAAUCUGGAUAAUCAUCGCCUUCCAGAGCAAAUACAUCUUCCCGAAGAACGCGUCGUUUUGGACACGGCUUGGCUGGCCGAUCUUGAUGUUGAUGCGGGCGUUUGGGCGGGAUCCGUAUGCGGGGCAGAGUGAGGAGCUGCCCCUUGGGCAUUUCGCUAAGUGA